AUGAUGCCAAAGGAAGGCGGAUUAAAUGAACAUCCAAGCAGUCACUGGAGUCCCCAGCUGAGUUACUUUGAGUACCGAAGGUUACUGAGGAAUCUUACGGCCCUGUGGAUCCGAGCUACCUAUGGAGACUACAGCACUGGGUACAUAGACAACGUGGCCCUGAUUUCAGCCCGCCCCAUCUCGGGAGCCCCAGCGCCCUGGGUUGAGCAAUGUGUGUGCCCUGUUGGGUACAAGGGGCAGUUCUGCCAGGAUUGUGCUUCUGGCUACAAAAGAGAUUCAGCCAGACUGGGACCUUUUGGCACCUGUGUUCCAUGUAACUGCCAAGGGGGAGGGACCUGCGAUCCUGAUACAGGAGAUUGUUACUCAGGGGAUGAAAACCCUGACAUCCAGUGUGCCGACUGCCCCAUUGGUUUCUACAAUGACCCCCGCGACCCCCGCAGCUGCAAGCCAUGCCCCUGUCGCAAUGGGUUCAGCUGCUCCGUGAUGCCUGAGACAGAGGACGUGGUGUGCAAUAACUGCCCCCUCGGGGUCACUGGUGCCCGCUGCGAGCUCUGUGCCGAUGGCUACUUUGGGGACCCCUUUGGGGAGCGGGGCCCAGUGAGGCCUUGUCAGCCCUGUCAGUGCAACAACAACGUGGACCCAAGAGUCACCGGGAACUGUGACCGUCUGACAGGCAGAUGUCUCAAGUGCAUCCACAACACAGCCGGUGUCCACUGUGACCAGUGCAAAGCAGGCUACUUUGGGGACCCCUUGGCUCCCAAUCCAGGGGACAAGUGUCGAGCUUGCAACUGUAACCCAGCGGGCUCCGAGCCUGUGGAGUGUCGGAGUGAUGGCAGCUGCAUUUGCAAGCCCGGGUUUGAUGGCCUCAACUGUGAGCACGCAGCAUUAACCAGCUGUCCAGCUUGCUAUGAUCAAGUGAAGACUCAGAUGGGUCCGUUUGUGCAGCAGCUCCGGAGCCUGGAGGCUCUGCUUUCAAAGGCUCAGGAAGGUGGCGGAGGGGCACCCAACGCAGAGCUGGAAGGCAGGAUGCAGCAGGCUGAGCAGGCCCUGCAGGACAUCCUGAGAGAAGCCCAGAUCUCAGAAGGUGCAAUGAGAUCACUUAAUCUCCAGUUGGCCAAGGCAAAGAGCCAAGAGAAUAGCUACCGGAACCGCCUGGAUGACCUCAAGUUGGCGGUGGAGAGAAUUCAGGCCCUGGGUGGUCAGUAUCAGAACCGAGUUCAGGAUGCUCGCAGGCUCGUGACUCAGAUGCGCCUGAGCCUGGAGGAAAGCCAGUCUUCCCUACGGAACACGAACAUCCCUCCCUCGGAGCACUACGUGGGGCCAAAUAGCUUUAAAAGUCUGGCUCAGGAGGCCGUGAGAUUGGCAGACAGCCAUGUUGAGUCAGCCGGCAGCAUGGGGCAACUGGCAAGGGAGACGGAAGGUUUUUCCAAACAAGCCCUGUCAUUGGCGCACAAGGUUCUGCGGGAAGGAGGCGGAAGCAGCAGCUUGGACGGCUCUGUGGUGCAAGGGCUUGUGGGAAAAUUGGAGAAAGCCAAGUCUCUAGCCCAGCAGCUGUCCAGGGAAGCCACUCAAUCUGACAUUGAAGCAGAUAAGUCUUAUCAGCACAGUCUGCGCCUUCUCCAUUCGGUGUCUCAGUUUCAGGGAGUGAAUGAUCAGUCUUUGCAGGUAGAAGCAAAGAGGAUCAAACAAAAAGCUGAUUCUCUCUCAAGCCUGGUGACUAAACAUAUGGAUGAGUUCAAACGCACGCAAAGCAACCUGGGAAACUGGGAAGAGAAAACCCGGCAGCUCUUACAGAAUGGAAAGGAUGGGAUACAGAAAUCAGGUCAAUUGCUUUCCCGUGCCAACCUUGCUAAAAGCAGAGCUCAAGAAGCACUAAGUAUGGGCAAUGCCACUUUUUAUGAAGUUGAGAACAUCUUAAAGAACCUCAGAGAGUUUGACCUGCAGGUUGAAGACAGAAAAGCAGAAGCUGAAGAGGCCAUGAAGAGACUCUCCUCCAUCACCCAGAAGGUGGCAGAUGCCAGUGACAAGACCAGGCAAGCAGAGGCGGCCCUGGGCGGAGCUUCUGCUGACGCCCAGGGGGCAAAAAAUGCUGCCAGGGAGGCCCUGGAGAUCACCGGCAAGAUAGAACAGGAGAUCGGGAGCCUGAACUUGGAAGCCAAUGUGACAGCAGAUGGAGCCUUGGCCAUGGAGAAGGGACUGGCCGGUCUGAAGAGUGAGAUGAGGGAAGUGGAAGGAGAACUGGCAAGGAAGGAGCAGGCGUUUGACACAGAUGAGGACGCGGUGCAGAUGGUAAUUACGGAAGCCCAAAGAGUUGACAACAGAGCAAAGAAUGCUGGAGUUACGAUCCAAGACACACUCAAUGCAUUGGACAGCAUCCUGCACCUAAUAGGCCAGCCUGGCAGUGUGGACGAAGAGGGGCUUGUCUUACUGGAGCAGAAGCUUUCCCGAGCGAAGACCCAGAUCAACAGCCAGCUGCGGCCCUUGAUGUCAGAGCUGGAAGAGAGGGCACGUCAGCAGAAGGGCCACCUCCAUAUGCUGGAGAUGAACAUAGAUGGGAUCCUGGCUGAUGUAAAGAACUUGGAGAACAUCAGGGACAACCUGCCCCCAGGUUGCUACAACACCCAGGCUCUGGAGCAACACUGAAACUGCCAUGAAGAUUUGCUCAACUGGGGAUCUUGGGAUACAGGCCUCAGGGCUCAGGAGCCAUCUCAUGUGGGGGAGGGGGGCCGGGGACAUUGGAACAUGUUGAAUAGGUCAGCUGAACCUGAUCCCAUCCCUGAGACCUUGGCCAGAGAAAUGUCUUAAUGCACCAAUGUGAUACCAUUUGCUUCCUGAUGCUGGGCAAUGAGGCAAAUAGCAUUGAGUAUGACAGAUCAAGGGUCUGGACCCCAAAGGGUAGGCUGGAUGGAAGGACAAACUGUACAGGCAGAUGUUUGCCUCAUAAUAGUCAUAAACCGAGUCCUGGAGUAUGGACAAAGGCUGCUGCGUUAGACUCAGCUCAUUCUUUGCAUAAUGUGACCAAAGGACAAAUUCUUUUGACUGUGCUCACGCAUAAAAUUCUUCCUAAUGUCAGGACAGAAAGUGAAGUCCCAUCGUUACUAUGGCCAGUGAAAUACUUUUGCCUCAUAGCGUCCAGUGCUCUUGUUGAUCAGAGUUCCUUCCACUGACCAUCCGGUACAUAAGCACCUACUCCAUUUUCAAGCGGGAAGAAGUGAGCAGUGAUGGACUGAGGGGCUGUGAGGCUGGCCCAUUUGGAGCAAUGGUGCCUGCUGGUUCCCUGCUGGUUCCCUGCUGCCAUCGAGUUCUUCUGGGCCUGGGAAUUACAUCCUUUCCCCUGAUGGUUCCCCGGCCUCAUCCUAAGAGCCUCUCCUACCAGCAAAGCACACAUUGGGAAGGUGUUUACUUUGGGGUUUCAAAGUGGUAGAAAAAUGUAGUUUGGGCAUUGACAGAAGUACAAUUAUCUAGCAGAUUUAUGAGUCUGAAUUCAAUCCCACUUUUCGAACAUUAAAAAUUCUAUCACCUAUGUGUUUUAUCUCAUUCUCUCCCUAAAGCAGACAAUGUUCUUACCCACACUUGAGCUUGUUAUAAUCCAUCCUUCCAUUCAUCCAUCCUUCCAUCCACCCAUCCUUUCAACACAUAUUUAUUGAGUACCUACUGUGUGCCAGGGGCUGGGGUACAGUGGUGACAUAGUCUCUGCCCUCAUAGAGUUGAUCGUCUGGUGAGGAAGACAAACAUUACAAAAAUAAAUUUAAACUUACAAAUCUUGUUUAUCCCAAGUGGUGUUUAUUGCAAUAAACCCUUGGUUUGCAACCUCUUUUCUCAACAGAAAAUGUUGCAAGAUGCUCCCAUGGGGACACUCGGGUUUUGGCAAAGCUGAGAUGGCUCUGGUGCACAUAUCCUUGCAUUCCAGCUGUCACUCGGCUCCUUUCCACAACUAAUUGCAACAGACUGAGUCAUGAUAACACCCGUGGGAAUUGCUGGAAACCCCAGAGUUACUUCCACCUCAGCUAGGAAGACGUGUACUGCCUAACCUCUGUAUUUCCUUGGCUUUUCAUGGACGUGUAUUAAAUAAAGAACAACUCUUAGAUGCCUGUGGUCAGUUUCUAAUUUAUUAAACUCUAAGCUUAAAUGGGGGUACCAAAGCAAAGGUAACUAAAAUGCCACAGAAAGAGCAAUGAGUCCUAGAGUUAGCAUCCUUCAUUUCUUUUUUUGAGCAUCUCGUUUGGCCCUUUCUAACCAUGAGGGCACUUUAUGAGAUUUAACUGGUGCCAUACCCUAAGCAUGAAGCAAGAUUUAUUUCUGGAAAAAACCUGAGCAGCCUAGGGGUUAUAUGAAUAUUUUUUUUGGUCAGUUUUUCAUCAGCUAUAAAAUAAAGGUAAAAUCAAUAGUCUGUGGCACAUUGUCCAUGCCUCUUAAUAAAUUAAAAUUUAGUAAAUUAAGAUCCUGAACUGGCUAUCUACCUAAGUGGCCGAGGAAAGGAUUCGACCUCUGUCCGCAUUGACCCCCCCAAAUCCUGACAGGUCUGAUCACUUUGCUUUACCUUCUGUGGAAGUGAAUUUGUAAUCCUCUUGACAUACUCAAUCACAUAUUCCACAAAUCUCUUGCUGUAAUUAACAACCAUGCCCAGAAAAUUUUGUGUAUUGAUUUGAUUAACUAGCAUAUCAUGUAGAUCUAAAAAUGUGCAUAACGCAAACACAAUAGACUGUUUUUUCUUGCUCCCAUACCAUGCUAGAUGGGGAGAAAGCUGACAGGGUGGCCUUCCACGUAGUCAUUCAGGUGGCCCUGCCGUUUACAACAUGGGACUUUUAAGGUUACCCUGGCAAUCAUCUCAAUUCCAGGGGGUGGAGAGGGAUAAAGACAUGGAAUAGGAAGAUAUAGGGAAGGUUUCUGUGGGCCAGGCCUGAGAGGGGCUGUACAUCCUUCUCUCUCAUAUUUCAUGGUCUAAAACCCAGUAUUAUGACCACAUCUAACUUGCAAGGGGUCUGGGAAGUGUAGUCACUUGGUAGGAAGCCACUUCUCAGUGACAACUCUACACUAUGAAAGGGGAGAAUGCAUCAUUAGUGCUUGGCUAUCUGUGUCCGCUGAGUAUAGGGUUAGGCUGUACAUAGUCUAGGGAACUUAGUGAGGGACCCCAUUACUUAAUAACCAAGGUACAUGCAAUCGUAAAAGGACUCCUCAAUGGGAUAGAUGGUUAAAUUUAUAGACUGUUUUCCCUGACGAAUGGGAGAUGAUCUCUGAGAAGACAUGGAGACUGGGAAAGUGACUCAUGUGACUCCCUUGAUAUAGAAAUGAUUCCUUCAUUUCUGAGGUUCUGACAAGUUGUCCCUAAAAAGAGAAAGAGGCAUGUGACUUAAUGAUAGCCUGUCCAGGACUUAGCCUCUGUUACCAGUCUUGACUUGACCGUGCCACAUUAAGGGAGCUUUCCUUCUGAUUUCUCAUCAGGAUUUAUAAUUUGUAGUGAAAACUUUCUUACACUCCUCCUCUGAGAGUUUUCUGAUUAACUGUGCCACUGGUAGGCGAUUACACAUAUCAUCGUCCACUUUGACUCAUGGGGAUUUCUCUCUGGAGACAGGGGGUAGAAAUGAAACUGCCCAUCAACUAUAGUUUCUUAACAGAUGUAUUUCUGAUCUUUUUCCAGGAUGUGGUUUCCUUUCAGUGCUCUUGGGAGGCUGGAGAAAAGGGUAAGAAGAUACUCAGUAAUGUCCAAUGUUUGGAACAAGUCUCAAGGACCAGUGCGAUGUGUUUAUCGUGUCUUCUUUUAAUGUUUUGCACAGUCAUGGGAAUGUUAUGGAUUCUUGCUGUGGUUCAGUUUUCCUACCUGGAAAGCAGAGACUAGAUAUUUUUCUUUGCUUUCUUUAUGUUGUGGGCUGCACAGAACUUCCUAGGAAAUUCCAAGACCUGAAGCUUACUUAUGGGUCGUAAGAGAAGAACUGUGUAUGUCCGUGUAUGUUCAUUCAUAUGUAGUAUAUAUAUUUUAUAAGUUAGUGAAAGUUAGCAUAUUAAACCAGUGUUUAUACCUUAUUUUAAACAAGGCCUCAUCAUUAUGUAAUGUCAGGACAGAGAAAAAAAAUGUGUUUAGCUUUUUGACCAAAAUAGCAAACAUAAGUACAAGUCAUCAAUUUACAAGGCAUAUCAAGCAUCAUGAACCUGUGCCCCCAAACCCACAUGGAUAUACACGAAGCCAACUAAUCUCAAUCUUAAACAAACAAACAAAAAUACUAAGAACUAAAAUGAUUUUUUUUUAAAAAACCACAUCUACCAAGUAGUUAAGCCUUAAAUGAGCUGGCCUCAGGAAAUUGCUAUGUCACCUUCUGAAUCACGACUGAUAUUAGCUAAUGACAAUCACCAUUU
Molecule: messenger RNA, 6351 nt
Organism: Hipposideros armiger (great roundleaf bat)
Lineage: Eukaryota; Metazoa; Chordata; Mammalia; Chiroptera; Hipposideridae
Gene: LAMC2
Product: laminin subunit gamma 2
Exons: 17
Coding region: 1-2643 (880 amino acids)
Biological process (GO): axon guidance; tissue development; animal organ morphogenesis
Cellular component (GO): basement membrane
Source: RefSeq, a predicted model, not a curated record